Messenger RNA from Seminavis robusta, 3615 nucleotides. NCBI's taxonomy places the organism in Eukaryota, Bacillariophyta, Bacillariophyceae, Naviculales, Naviculaceae. The record is from the annotation of a GenBank genome assembly.
AUGAUGUAUCAUCCCACCCGUUGUGCUAUCAAGGCACACUUUAGGUCGAGGGUAAUCGCCGGCUUGCUGCUAUUAACGAUCGUCUGGGGUGGUGUCCAAGGACAAGCUACGACGAAUACAACGAAUGAUGAUAACGGAGUUGGUCAUUCUCGUUCUGCUGGAUGGGGACUGGAAUGCAAUGGACUCGACCAGUGGGCAACGCUCCCGAUUAAAGAACUUCCCGACAGCGCCUGGACGUUUGAAGCUUGGAUCCAAUUGCCCAAGAGCAUUGCAGGCUCCAUUUUGACCAUUACGGCGGACGAGACAGACAGUAGUCUGAUGCAAUUGCUAACAAGCUUUAUAUCGACCGAUGACGACGAGGGUGGCAAUACAUUGGCACCCAGUCUCUUUGCCAUGAACCUAGUCUUUGAUCGAAACUACGAGAAGAAUCAAUACAUUGACGUUGGAGGACGGUAUCAUCAUGUGGCAGUGGUGGUGGAAGAAUCGACCAAUAAUGAAGAUGAUGUUACUUCCAUUAGUGUAACUUCCUAUUGGGACGGAGAACCCUGGGUGAACGGAUCAUCCAUUGUCCAGAAGAGCAAGGAACAUAAUAAUCAAGGCGUUGACGGUGGCGGCGUCCUGCUUUCGUCUUCUGUUGGAUCUGCGACGAUUCAACUUUGUCAUUGGAUCAAGAUCGGAUCCUAUUCCACUACCAGGGAACGAUUCGGGAGCGUGGUUUUACACGAUGUACGCUUUUGGGGCAAGGCUCGAACUCGUGAUGAAAUUCUCUCCAGUAUGACCGACCCAACACUGGCUACCGAUAAUGAGACUCAUGCACUUUUGCAUUGGUGGAAGAUGGAUGAAGGAGGAGGACUGGCCAUUUUGGAUUCCGUUCAAGGCAGCGAUGGAAGCUUGGCCAAUCGUCGACAGUACACCAAUCAAAGGCCCACCUGGGUGGCUUCCAAAGCCCCAGCGGAACAUGCAAACUUCACAGCAAUAUUAGGAGUCACAAGUCAGCCUGUUCCAUUAGCUCACUGGGAUGGGUCGGCCACAGAACCGUCCGUCUAUGAAUCUGACGUCCCGAUCACUACACAAAUUCCGUACACCGCUGUGGAGACCGGCCAGCAGGGCAUCUUUGAUAUUCAUAUUCGUCAGAAACCCACACCUAUUGCCGGCAAUAACAAGUGGUUGCGCCUGAAUGGACAGGAUGCCUACGGUCUCGCCAACAACUUUGAUCUGCCUCCCUCUUUCUCCAUUGAUCUAUGGCUGCAUCCCUUUUCACUGCCCCCCAGGGGCUGGACAGACUUCUCUUCCAAACACUCGGCAGUUGCCAAGAAUCUCUUCCUGUGGGAGGUGACUCUCACAUUGGAUGACGACGGAAUCUUGCAGCCAACCAUGUACGUUCGCAUCGGACAAGAUGCAUUUUACGGCGGUGUCUUCAGCUUUGAACCCCAUCACUUGGCUCUGACUGCGAGAGCUGACCUCGACAAUAACACAACACUCGCGACUUUGUACGUGAAUGCCGAGCAGGUCUUUCAAACGACACUGAAUGACAUUUGGCAGUACAACGACCCAACGAACCUGCCUUGGACUAUGGGCCAAGACUUUGACAAUCGCGACGGGGUGGUUCCUUCUGAUUUUUGGCAUGGAUCCAUUGACGAGUAUCGUUUUUGGAGUAGAGAUUUAGCAAAAGGAGAGGUCCAGCAUAGUAUGUACAAUGCCAUUGACCAUGGUCCCCAAUAUCCUGACUUGCUGAAAUCCUACAGCUAUGACAAUGAAAAUGUAGAUGAUGAUUACACGUUACAUGGAAGAGCCAAGAUUGGUCCUUGUGAAGUUGGUUUUCAAGCUCGCCCAUUUGUCGUGCAGGUCGAAGAAGGUUCGAGUAUCACAUUUGAUCUCCCAUACUUUGACGCAGAAGAUGCCGCCGUGAGCUUUGAUCUCGUCGAAACUCCUACCCAAGGGACAACCGUCCUGAACCCAGAUGGCACAUUUUCAUACACAGCUUUAGAGGAAGGUCACAACAUCGUUACCUCCAAGUACAAAGUCACAGAUGAGUAUGGCCAAGAAGGUAAUCAUCUGGGGUUGUUGGAAAUCGAGGUACUCCGACAUGCACCAUUCAUCACAUCCUUGAUAGCGACAGGAAAAGGACAAGGCUACGGAAGUGGAAGCGAAGUGGAGAUUUCGUGGUCUGAAGCUACCAAUAUGGCAAACAUUACAGCUGAAGACGACAACACUGUGAACUUUUCGCCGCCUAUUGCCAAAAGCUUUUCGUUCAAAUGGAAGGAUGAAACAACUCUUGUCGCAGUUAUUUUGGAACCAAUCGAGCUUGAAGGUGACCCAACAGGAGAAAGCCUCCUUGACAGUACCACUGUAACCAUGACUGGUGGUAUCAAGGCCAAAGAUGAAUGUUCUGUUUCUGUCAAUUCUACUAGUCCAGAGCUCACAGGGACGUGGGGCGAUGGUGGCGAUGAGGGCCUGUCAACGGGAGCGUUGGCGGGUAUCAUUGUGGCAGCUAUUGUUACUUUAUCUUGCUUUGUCGGAGGCUUCGUUUACGUUUCUUUUUUCAUGCUUCGAGCAACUGGAUAUGCACCCAAGCCAACGGCCAAGCCUGUUCCAAUUUCAAUCCUCUUCACCGACAUUGAAAGCAGUACAAAACUUUGGAGUCAGAACCCUGAUUGGAUGAGCCGUGCAUUGGAGAUCCACCACAGGGAAAUAAGAAGAAGCAUCCGCCAGAACAAGGGGUACGAGGUGAAAACAAUCGGUGACGCAUUCAUGGUGGCCGUUUCAGAUCCUGCGAAUGCUUUGAAGUUGGGUUUGGAUAUACAAAAUCGUAUGCACGAGCAUUUCGGGGAUGCCGAGAAAGACAGAAAGAGGAGUAUGAUGAACUUGGUGGCUGGUGAUGAGAGACCAGAGAUCAAGAUUCGAAUUGGUAUCCACCAUGGUCCUUGCGACAUUACUUUUGAUCCGAUCGCGAAAGGAUAUGACUAUUACGGAACAGCUGUGAACACCGCAAGUCGAGUGGAAGAUGCUGGCCAUGGUGGCCAAAUCGUUAUCACUGAAGCUUUGUACGAAGCUGUGAAAGAUGAUCUGAAUGGUGCACUUGUUAGAGACUUAGGAAUGAACCCACUUCGUGGUGUAGGUGAUGUGCACCUAUACGACGUUGUCCCGGCUCGCCUCAAGGGCAUUCAAUUCCCACCUCUCCGUCUGGAAAGCAAGGCCGUCAGCCCACCAAAAAUGGACGGACCCGAUGCGUCGGCGGGAUUUUCACUUGAGGAAGUUGAAUCGCAGUUGGCCUUUAGGGUCUCCGACCCUCGAAUUGAGGAUGGUUGGUUAAGAAAAGAGAUUCGAGCCAUGCGCAUCGUUCGCAGCCACCAAGUUUCAGAAGAAACUCUCUUUGACUUUGUUGAGCCCAUUCUUGUCGUUUUUGAGCUCAUGUUUUCCAUCAGUGGCACAGCGUCAGCCGCAACUCAGCUGAUUCAGAAAUGGAGAAUUCGAACAGAAGAAAGUGACCUGCUCAAAGACAAAAUUGACAAGUUGGCAUUUAAACUUGCUAUUACUGCCAGGCAGCGUCUCGAGGAUCGAGGGAAAAGCAUCAAGCCGUUUGUGAGCGCCAAACUGAGAGCUUCCGUCAACUAA